AUGGUAAUGAAGCUCUUCUGGAUGAUUUGUAGCUCUGCUGAUGUGGAGACGAUGGUUGUGAUGACACAUCGUGACGUUCAGCGUCUGGAACAGGAAGUGCGACGACUUCAGCGUCUGCUGCAGGAAGUCCAGGAGCGAGCGGCCAAUCACGUCGCUCUGCUGCAACAGCAACUGGCCAGUAAAGCACAGCAUAUAGAGAGACUCCAGACCAAGUUACAAUCCCAGCAGGACUACGAGAAGAUCAAAACUGAGCUCAGGACUCUUCGAGCGCUGAUGCAAACUACAGAUGUUGUGUCGGUGUCUCUCAGGAGCGUCUCUGCUGAGAACGAUCUUGUGAUCCAGACGGAAACGCCAGAGUUUCAUCCCUUCAUUGGGAAAGAGGAAGCACUGGAUGGAUCGUCCUCUUCUUCAUCACCUUCAUCUCCAAGCCUCCAGAGCUUCAUCAAAGAAGAGACGGACUCCUGUGGAGGUGUGGGCUGUGAUGUGGAGUCUGAGGAUGGAGAUGAGUUCAGCACGGCUCGAUUGGCUCAGCAGGUCAAAGAGGCUCUUCAGCGGCUGAACAUCGGCCAGCGGGUGUUCGGUCACUACGUGCUCGGUCUCUCUCAGGGAACCGUCAGCGACAUACUGGCCCGACCCAAGCCCUGGAGCAAACUGACCAGCAGAGGAAGAGAACCCUUCCUGAGAAUGAAGCACUUCCUGUCUGACGAGCACAGCAUCCGAACACUCAGCGACAUACAGGAGAGACUGAGAGUGCUGGAUGAUGAUGAUGAUGAUGAUGAAGGCAGCAGAUCUCAGGCAUCUGACGACGUCAUCAGAAACAUCCUGCAGCAGGCCAAACACGAGAUGCAGACGACGAACGACACGCUCCAGGAAGAAGAGGAGGAUGAUGGGACACUGGAGCCCGGCGUUCAGUCCCCGGCUGAUUUUGUCCAUAGCAUCAUCCAGAAGGUCAAAUGUGAACUGGAUGAAGAUCCUGACCCCUCAGUUUCUCCGUCCUCCGUGAGCCGCUCGUUCCAGACGCUCCCUGAGGAUCCGGAUCAGAGAGCGCAGGUCUUUAACGGGUCUGAGGAGCAGACGGAGACGCGUCAGAGACCUCGCUCCUGUCCCAUCAGCAGCAGCUGUGAGCUUCAGUCUCUGGAUCUGGACACCUUCAGCAUCACGCAGAGGGUCAAAGAAACUCUCACAGUCAACAACAUAGGUCAGCGCAUGUUCGGCGAAGAGGUUUUGGGUUUAACACAAAGCUCUGUGUCUGAACUGCUGUCGCACCCCAAACCCUGGACUAAACUCAGUCUGAAGGGAAAGGAGAACUUCAUUCGGAUGCAUCUGUGGCUCCAAGAUCCCCAGAACAUCCAGAAGCUCAACGCUAUGAAGAAGAUGGACCACAGAGCUCGUCUCAAGCGUGCUCUGAUGGGAUCAGACUGUGAAUCACGCAGGACGUUAGAUGCGAGAGGACGCUGGUUCUGUGAUCGCUGGGGACGGUGUGAGGUGAUGAAGAGGCCGCGUGUCAUCUUCAGCGCUCAGGAGAGAGAAGCACUGAUAGCGGUGUAUCAGACAGAGCCGUAUCCGUCUCCACACACCGUCGAGAGACUCGCAGCACAGCUAGGCCUGCACACGAGCACUGUGAGCAACUGGUUCUACAACUACAGGUCUAGAAGCAGACGAGAUGGUUUUUCAGAACCAGUACAAACCAGAACAUUUCAGAACCCGGCCUGUUCAAGUCCGGUUUCAGGCGGUUUAGUCCGGAUCAAACGGGAGCCCAGUGACGGAGAGACGAAAGAGGAGCACAAUCACGUCUUCACGAGUGUGAAGAGAGAGAGAGAGCGGUGAGAUCAACACAGAAAGACCUCAGGAACAACGGCUUCAUCUCUAAAUCUGACCAUUUCAGGCAUUUUCAGCCUUUUUUUUAUUUUUUUUAAGCAGAUUUUUUGUUCAUGAUUCAUUAAAAAAUUUAAUGAAAACGUAAACACUGAUUGGCCAGAUUGGUCUGUAUUUUUUUAGUAUGGUUGAUGAAUAAUUGCUGGUUGUAUAUUUGUUUGAUAACUGCUUAUGUAAGCUCAUUUAUAUUCAGUUUGG
Cyprinus carpio (common carp) is the source of this 2073-nucleotide messenger RNA. Its product is annotated as homeobox protein cut-like 2. Gene Ontology annotation, molecular function: DNA-binding transcription factor activity, RNA polymerase II-specific; DNA binding. NCBI's taxonomy places the organism in Eukaryota, Metazoa, Chordata, Actinopteri, Cypriniformes, Cyprinidae. The record is from RefSeq and is a predicted model, not a curated record. Bases 1 to 1827 code for a protein of 608 amino acids. Gene Ontology annotation, biological process: regulation of DNA-templated transcription. The transcript has 9 exons.